Pyrus x bretschneideri (Chinese white pear) is the source of this 1567-nucleotide messenger RNA. Its product is annotated as double-stranded RNA-binding protein 4. Gene Ontology annotation, biological process: rRNA processing; regulation of gene expression. Gene Ontology annotation, molecular function: ribonuclease III activity; double-stranded RNA binding. The record is from RefSeq and is a predicted model, not a curated record. NCBI's taxonomy places the organism in Eukaryota, Viridiplantae, Streptophyta, Magnoliopsida, Rosales, Rosaceae. Bases 71 to 1201 code for a protein of 376 amino acids. Gene Ontology annotation, cellular component: nucleus. The transcript is spliced from 5 exons.
AACCACCGUAACAGAAAACUCGUUUCAGAACCCCCAAAAAUUGAAGCAGAAGCUUCUUACACCUGUGGAAAUGGCGGCUUCCGAUUCCAAUGUCCCUCAGCGCCAAUCGCAGCCCUCAAACCAACCUCCACCACAAAACCCGACUCCGACUCCGACUCCGGUUCAGCAUCCGGCUUCUUCUGCUUCUCCAUCAGCUUCUUCUUCCAAGAGUCACCUGACGCACAAAAAUCAGCUGCAUGAAUAUGCCCAGCGAUCAGGCAUUUCGCCUCCUGUUUAUCGGACUGUUAAUGAAGGAAUGAUAAAUAGACCAGUCUUUAGGUCUGCUGUGUUGGUUGGUGGAGUUUGCUAUACUUCACCCGACACAUUUCCUGGGCGAAAAGCUGCUGAACAAGAUGCAGCGAGACUUGCCAUGAUUAGUUUAACAGAGAAGAUAAAGGAUGAAGUUCGUCCUAUUCCUCCUAUUCCUUCUGUUACUCCUGUUCAUGAGGAUCUGAUGUUGUACAAGAUGAUGCUGAAUGAAUAUAGAACGAAGAGGAAUAUUGAACCACCUACAUACCACACUUUUCAGGGAAAAACGAAGGUUCCAUUUUUUGUAUCUUCUUUGGUUUUCAAUGGUGUGACUUUUACAGGGGAAGUUGCAAAAAGAAAGAAAGAGGCUGAACAGUUGGCGGCUCGUGCUGUUGUCCAAUCGCUUCUAGGUGAUUCUGAAUCAGCGCCCAUUAUGUUGGAGAUCCUUAGGUCUAAAAACAAACUUGCACAUAAGAGUAAGGAGCCAGCCGGUUCUCAUGCCAGUCUUGCUACUUCAGCAGUAAACGCAGGUCAAAGUUAUGUAAUCUCGACUGACACUCCAAUAGCUGCUGCACCUGAGGCAUCUUUGGGAAUGCAUCCUCCACACCAUGAAUUUAUCAAACGGAAGCGAGAGGAACCAGCUUCUCAAGCAACCCCCCAGCUUCCCAUAACUUCGUUGGCUGCUGCUCCAACUUCUUUGUCAACUGCCCCAACUUCCUUGGUUGCUGCUCCAACUUCCUUGCCCCCUACUCCAACUUCUUUGGGCGUCUCUCCAACGUCUUGUGCUGUUCUUCCAGCUUCCAAAAAGCGGCGUAAGAACAUAAAGGCUGAAAAGAACUUGCAGAAUAAUGCCCAUUUGCCAGUUGGUAAGUUGAACUUGAAUCAACGAGCAUCUUGUUCAGUGUCGCAAUGAAUACGAUAACCGCGUGGUAUUUAUUGCAAGGUGUAGGUCAGGCUCUUAUGUAUUUAGAUUUUGUUGGACAUUUAGACUGCUUCUGCAGGAUAAGACAUUGCGGUCGCAUGCUAGGAAAUUGGAAAUGGUUCGACUCGGAUGUAUGUUUCUCUCUCUUUGUAUGGUAAAAAUUUCCUUUACAUUGCCAUCGACGUCUUAUAUCUUAUGCUUUUAGUUGGAACUGGAUUCUGAUUCAAAAUUUGCUUAAAAAGAUAGGACUUUAGCGAGCUUCCAUCAAUUACAAAAUUACCAAUUGCCAAGUUAUUUUGGCUUUGUAAUAAAACAGAAUAAGGAUUCGAAAUCAGACUAUUGCGUGGAAGUUUUAUA